Copidosoma floridanum is the source of this 2208-nucleotide messenger RNA. It is a transcript of the gene Atac2, whose product is annotated as Ada2a-containing complex component 2. The record is from RefSeq and is a predicted model, not a curated record. Gene Ontology annotation, molecular function: histone acetyltransferase activity. Lineage: Eukaryota; Metazoa; Arthropoda; Insecta; Hymenoptera; Encyrtidae.
UGUCGCUUAACCUUUAAAUGCCUCGGUCGCACAGCUUGAUUUAUAAAAUACUUGUUAUCGAAGAUUUUUGUCGCAGUUGAACAUGAAAUCCGAACCCGAGGAACCGGAAUGUUGCAAAAGGUGCAACAAGGAGAUCGAUCCUUACGAAAAUCCAGCCGUCCGGUGCGACGACCAGUGCCAGAAAUUGGUGCACGUGGCUUGUUUGAGACGCGGUGCGUUGCCCAGUAAUUUGUUGGGUGACGUUUUCUACGACUUGUACUGCAUAGAAUGCUCGGACAGCAACGAGGAGGUGUUCAUCCGCCAAAAAUUGUCCUGGUUUCUGACCAUCGUCUUGGCCCUGUACAAUCUCCGAGAAAAGUCGUACGGCUACGGCAGGCAGGGCUACUUUCAUUGGCGCAGUCACAUCUGCGACUUCAUUCAUACCAAAUGGGACAUACUUUUUACACAAUCUGUGAAGCCCAAAAAAAAUUGGAGAGGCACGAUAUCUGGUACAUUGUCUGCGUUCAAAGAUGAGUUUUUCAAAUCUGGAACGGAAGAACUUGGGGAUCAAGGCUGGUGGAAGUUGAUCCCCAUGGAUAUUCCCGAAGUCAUUUUUAAUUACUUUACAGAAUGUAGGAAACAGGGAAAAAAAUUUGAUGGCAGUUCUUCCGUCCUCAAGUCUAAAGAAAAGUCAGAUAGUUGUUUUGUAAAUAGUAAUGAGAUAGUAAAGUCUGAAUUCGAAGGAAAGAAAUGUUCAACAAAUCCAAAUUACGAACAAGAAUCUACAAGCGGAGUUCCAAGCAGUAUUUCAAGCGAAGAUUUUCGAGAUAUGGAAGUAGAUGUAAACAACGUCAAUGAUGAUUUUGCUUUUGACUUUAUUGAAAAUACUGUGGAAGAUGGUUUGCCCUUUUUGGAUGUAAAUGAACUGUCUGAAAUAUAUGAUUCAGAUUGUUUUCAAUACAUAAUGGGCCAGCAAGAUGAGAAUGUUGAUAUUUUUGAUGAGUUUCUAUUUGAAACCACUGAAAAUGAAAAAAAUCUAAAAAUGGAGUGUGACACUGAGGAAUUUCAUGAAUCUGACAGAGAUAAUGUAGAAAGUAGUAAGAGUAAUGAUUUUCCAGAACCACGUCCUUCUUUAUUUACUCAAUCCAAAUGUAAAACAUCUAUAUUGAAUAAUUUACCCGUUAAAAUUAACAAAGAAUGUAUCAAACCCCUAAUGACGGAACGUCAAGAAGAAUAUUUAUUUCAAAAACUUGAAGAACACAAACAUCUACUAAAUACUGCUCCAGUUACUGUCCAUAGGUUGUACAGAAAAUUAAAAGUUAGAAAAGAAAAAAGGCAGUUGGGCUUACCAGUAUUUGACCUUGACAAGUUUCGGAAAAAAGAAGAUAACUUGAAAUCCAAAAAAAUAACGAAUAUUUUGGAUAAAUUUAUGCCAGAAGAUUUUAGAGUUUUAUUCGAACAACGGCUGCAAGGACAUUGUGAGUUGACACCGAUUUAUAUUCCAGCUGUAGAUCGAAAACUGGAUCCUCUUAUUUGGAGGUAUCCAUCAUGUCCCGCCCUAUGGUUGAAAGUAAUGGAUGAGCUAUUAGCAAAAGUGAAUCACAAGAAACUUGGAUGGAAACCCCAGCCUAUGGCAACUGUAGAUUUUUCAUACGUUAGACCUCAGCAUAUACCUGCCAUGAAUAGUCUUUGCUCUCAAUUUUUUUGGCCUGGAGUCGAUUUAACAGAAUGUUUGCAACAUCCUCAUACGACGUGUGUUGCUUUGUACAAAAAAUUAGUUGUGGGAUUUGCUGUCAUGGUACCUGAUGUUAGUUUUAACGAAGCAUACAUAUCCUUUUUACUUGUACGACCCGAGUGGCAAAGAGCCAAAAUCGGAACUUUUAUGUUGUAUCAUCUCACUCAAACCGUUUGGAACAAAGACAUCACUUUGCAUGUAUCUGUAACGAAUCCAGCCAUGACUUUGUACUCGAAAUUUGGAUUCCAAAUAGAAAGUUUUUUAAAAAAUUUUUACGAUAAGUAUAUACCGCCGUCUUCGAAAGAGAGUAAAAAUGCAUUUUUUCUUAGGCUGAAAUGAGAAACUCUAUAGCGUUUUCCAUACAGGACCGAUUGUUGUUUUACAUUCAUAUUCUUGUGGAAUUUUGAAUACACUAUUGAAUAAUGUCACAUUGAAGAAAAAUAGUUUUUUAUCAAAUGAUACUAUCUAGUAAGGAAUUUUUUUACGUACUGUGU